AUGACCAAGACACAUAGCACAUGUUCAAGGCCUUCGCCUCGCCUCACCCCGAAUCCAGAGAGUGGUCAGAUGGAACGACGCGGCCCGCACUCUUCCGUUCUCCUCGAGGCCGAAAUUUCGGAACGUCCCGCCCCUCGCGUCAGUUUUUUUUUCUGUUUGGAUGACGCGGCGGUCGUCUGCGGCGACGCCGCCGGCCCAGUGACCAGCACCGAGUGGUCCGCGCCCGCCGGCUCCACGCUCUCGCGAAUCCGCGCGCUCUCUGCCAACUCGCUCGGGCCUCCGUGUUCUUUGGCUGUGCACUCGAACAGGGUGGAGAAGAGAGAGAGAGAGAGAGAGAGAGAGGUCACCCCCGCAGCCCCACAGAAAGGCGAAGAAGCGCGAAAGUAG
Molecule: messenger RNA, 387 nt
Organism: Bursaphelenchus xylophilus (pine wood nematode)
Lineage: Eukaryota; Metazoa; Nematoda; Chromadorea; Rhabditida; Aphelenchoididae
Source: the annotation of a GenBank genome assembly